AUGCAUGCUCCAUCGAUCCGUCAUUCUGCAUUUCGAUGCAUGCAUGCCGCAACCACAUCGCCGUCUGUCUCUUCGACAUCACAACAGAGCGCCAUCCAGCAACUUCAGGGUGACGCUGCUCUGCCACUGGUAGACCUCGCCGACAAGCUCGCCGGCCUCACGGGCAAGUCGACCCAGAUCUACGGUGCUGACGACAAGGCUAAGACCACCACCAAAGAAUGGCUUCAGAAACUCGACAAGUCCGAUGAGCAGCAGCUCGUCUCUCCCGAAGGUCUCAAAUCGCUCAACGAGCAGCUUGACAGCGUCACCUACCUCUCCGCCAACGAGCCCACGGUGGCCGACCUGGCUCUCUUUGCUUCCAUCUACCCAGCCGUGUCGAAGCUGCAGCCCGCAGAACAGCAUGCCAACCCAUCUGUGGCACGAUACGUCUCUCACUUGUCAAACCUCUCAACCGUGGCCAAGGCUGCCAACGCAGCACAGCUCGGGUUCACCUCGUUCGAGCCCACGUACGACGGCAUGCCCGCCAUCGAGCGUGCCAAGCCCGAAGAUCUCAAGAAAGCCAAGAAGGCCAGCAAGGAAGCAGCGGCUGUAGCCGCCGGUGGAUCCAAGAAGGAAGCCGCUGAGCAGCAACAGGAGCAGCAGCCCAAGAAGGAGAAGAAGGAAAAGAAGGAGAAAGCACCAAAGGAGGCCAAGGCUGGGGGCGGAGGAGGCGGUGGAGGCAAGAAGGGCGGCGCUGCUGCUGCUGCUGCGGAUACCACCGGCCCCAUCCCGUCUCAGGUCGACCUGCGCGUAGGCAAGAUCGUCUCGAUCGAGAGGCACCCGGAUGCCGACGCUCUCUAUCUCGAGCAGGUCGACUUCGGCGAGGCCGAUGGUCCGCGAACCAUCCUCAGCGGUCUGGUCAACUUUGUGCCCAUUGAAAAGAUGCAGAACCGCAUGGUGAUCGGCGUAUGCAACCUCAAGCCCGCAUCGAUGCGAGGUAUCAAGUCGUACGGCAUGCUUCUCUGCGCCACGCACAAGGACGGCAAGGAAGGCGGUGUCGAGCCUGUCGUGCCUCCCGAGGGAAGCCAGCCAGGCGACAAGGUCUGGGUGGAGGGCUUCGAAGGUCGCGAGCCCGAAGCUGUGCUCAACCCCAAGAAGAAGAUCUUUGAGACGAUCCAGCCAGGAUACACUGUGACCGACAAGGGAGAGUGCGCCUGGGUCGGCGCUCUGCCCGACGCCGCGGAUCCAGAGGCGGACAAGAAGCCCCGCUUGCUGAAGACCGAAAAGGGUGUCCUGUCUUCCGGCUUUGUCGGCGCUUCCUUGUCUUAG
Pseudozyma hubeiensis SY62 is the source of this 1308-nucleotide messenger RNA. RefSeq names its product protein that binds tRNA and methionyl-and glutamyl-tRNA synthetases. The transcript has a single exon. Gene Ontology annotation, molecular function: tRNA binding. Gene Ontology annotation, cellular component: methionyl glutamyl tRNA synthetase complex. The record is from RefSeq and is a predicted model, not a curated record. Bases 1 to 1308 code for a protein of 435 amino acids. NCBI's taxonomy places the organism in Eukaryota, Fungi, Basidiomycota, Ustilaginomycetes, Ustilaginales, Ustilaginaceae.